This is a messenger RNA of Cannabis sativa, 1721 nucleotides long. Its product is annotated as polygalacturonase inhibitor. NCBI's taxonomy places the organism in Eukaryota, Viridiplantae, Streptophyta, Magnoliopsida, Rosales, Cannabaceae. The coding region runs from base 395 to 1411 and encodes 338 amino acids. Gene Ontology annotation, molecular function: protein binding. The record is from RefSeq and is a predicted model, not a curated record. The transcript has a single exon.
UAAUUUUAUUGUAUAUUUGAACGAAUUUGUAGUGAUCAGAACAAGUGUCUAAAUAUUUAAAUGUAUGCAUCGGUUUCAUAUAGACAAAUAUUAAUGAAACUAUCUUUGAAGCCAACAUUUAUGAAAUCAACAUGUUAAUUUAAAUUUUUAAACUUUUUUGAACAUUUUUUAAGUUUAACAAUGGGACAAAAUAUAUAUAAUCACAUAUAUAUGCUUUCUAGUAUGUAAAUAGGUCUUCAACCUUAUCUUUAAUGGGUGGAAAGAAGUCAAUGUUAUUGUCGGGCACUUGCUGUGCACAUUUCCAUAAUUAUUACACCUUGUCCACUCUUAUGAUCCAAAUACAAAAGUAAAGAAAAACCUUAUAUAAUCCAACCAUUAUAAUCAUCAAAUAUCUAUGCCAAUAAAAAUGGAGAUCCAAAACAUAAUUCCCAUUAUCCUCUUCAUCACUUUCGUCCAUUUCUACAACCCUUGUCAAUCCGAGCUCUGCCACCCAGAAGACAAGAAAGUCCUUCUCCAAAUCAAGCAAGCCUUCAACAAUCCACGUGUCUUCUCCAGAUGGGACCCAAAAACCGACUGCUGCGCUGACUGGACAGACUCCCUCAAAUGCGAUGAGACCACACACCGUAUCACCUCCUUCAUGCUCCUCUCCGGUGAUCUUUCCGGACCCAUCCCCUCUCAAUUCGGAGACCUUCCAUAUCUCGAUGUCUUAUGGCUUCACAAGCAACCCAAUCUCACCGGACCCAUCCCACGAGCCCUAACCAAGCUCCACAAGCUCAGGUUCCUUGUAGUUAGCUGGGCCAAUCUAUCGGGACCGGUCCCGGACUUUCUUAGCGAGAUGAAAAAUCUAGAAGACAUUCAACUCUCUUUCAACAAUCUCUCUGGACCCAUCCCGGAAUCUAUCUCCAAACUACCCAAACUCACAGGGCUUAGCUUAGACCGUAACAAACUGACGGGACCAAUACCGGACUCAUUCGGAGAAUUCCAAGGCAAGAGCUUUUAUCUUGAUCUGUCCCACAAUCAAAUUUCCGGAAAUAUACCAAUCUCGCUGGGGAAUAUGAUGGAAUUCAACCACGUGGACCUGUCCCGGAACCAUCUCGGUGGUGAUGCUUCUGUGUUCUUCGGUUCUAAUAAGAAGAGUUUGCAGUACGUGGACUUUUCAAGGAAUUUAUUGGAGUUUGACCUGUCCAACGUUGAGUUUCCAGAGAACUUGUUUUGGUUAGAUCUGAACCAUAAUAAGAUAAGAGGGAGUCUUCCAGUGGGAUUGGCCUCACUGAAAUAUUUUCAGUUUAUAAAUGUGAGUUACAACAGAUUGUGUGGACAAAUUCCCGUUGGUGGACGGCUAAAGAGUUUGGACAAUACGUCGUACUUUCAUAACCGUUGCCUGUGUGGUGCUCCUCUAAAAAUUUGUUAGAAGCUAUGAAAUAAAUAUAAUGGGGAUGUAGCUCAGAUGGUAGAGCGCUCGCUUAGCAUGCGAGAGGUACGGGGAUCGAUACCCCGCAUCUCCAAGGUUUUUAGUACACAGUUCAUAAUUGUUGGACACUUUUACUUUUUAUUGUUACUUCUUUUUCAUUUACUUUCGGGAAGAUAGAAGAUAUAUAAAUUACAAUUUUAACUGCAUUCAACUUGAACUCCUCCCUCCGUUAAAAAAAUUAUUCUUUUUUAGAAUUGUGUUUUUAAAAGUGAGAAUAAAAAAUAACUUUUAUCAUUUUAAAAGUUAAAUA